GCGACAAACGUUUAUGCUGAUGCUGUGCCUGUUUCGUGCUUGCUCGCGGGUGAAGCAAGGCAAGCGAGGCAAGCAGCCGCCAGCGAGGAUCAACUCUGUUCGUGGCGGGGGUGGGCUCGAAGAAGUCACAUUCUUGUCUCUCGGUGUGGGGUGGGCCGACAAGGCCGACUCUGUUAAACUCUUGAAGCUCGGCACCGGCGACGACUGCAGACAGCAACAGCCCCACUUUAUCUCUCGGGCUGCGACAUUUGUCCAUGCUUGACUCUACACAAUCACUCACUUCGUCGUCACCAUGUCAUCGUCUGAAUCAGAACGUUCGCCCAGGUCAGAGCCGCAGCGCAUCACCGCUAUCCAGCCGGCACUCGCCCCGGCCCGCGUCUCAUCACAGGUCGUCCGCGCACUCAACACGACACGGGCGCUCGCUGACCCCGGCUACGCCCACGCCAUCAUCACGACCUACGUCCAGACCAAGAUGGGCCGCGGCAAGACGACGGCGCAGGUCAACGCCAAGCUGCUGGUGCUUGAGCGGGAUAUGCCCCAGUUCGCGAGCGACUUCUACGCCGUGCGAAAACAGUUUGGCCUGGGCGAUUCUGCCGUCCUCCCGGUGCCGACACACCGCCCAAGUGUGUGCCGCUGCGGCGCAAGUAGGAGCGGGACCGACGAGCCAGAGGACACCGCGAGGAGAAUGCACCCCCCUCCGCCGGCGUACCCGGGCCGCGACGGAGCCGAUUACAUUGGGCAGUAGGUAGCAACAGGCAACACGACGAAAAUAUCGAGAUCUGGCGAUCUGGCUAGACUGGCGAUCUGCUGCCACGUCUCGGCGGGCGACACGCAGCAGAUGGGCCGGACGGUGUACGAUACAUUCCUGGGACGGCAACGAGGACGAGCUAGCGACGAUCGAGGUGGGGCACGACGACGAGCGCUGCGGAUCCGGCGAGGUGGGCUAGGAGUCGAGCUGUGGACGUGGAGGUGCUGGAGCCAGAGCAAGAGGCAGGCAGACCCCGCCCCAGCAGCGGGGUGUGUGCAGUACGAGACAGGCAGGCAGGCAUGCGACUGUUGUGACACCAGAACACUCAGAAAACGGAUCUCGGCCCGGCGUUUCCAGCCUUGGCGUGGGGUAAGAGGUCCAGGGCAGACCCCGAAACCUCGUCGGCGGCGAGGUAUUCCCGUUCGUUCGCGCCCAUUCCCGUUCGUUGCUGUGCACUGACAGCUGCGAGUGCACGCAUUCCCGUCGUCCUGGCAUGCUCGGUCGGUGCAGCUCGUUCCAUGGCUCGUUCGGCCAUGGUGCGAAGAGGGCGCCGGCGGUGGAGGUGGG
Messenger RNA from Vanrija pseudolonga, 1315 nucleotides. RefSeq lists its product as uncharacterized. The record is from RefSeq and is a predicted model, not a curated record. NCBI's taxonomy places the organism in Eukaryota, Fungi, Basidiomycota, Tremellomycetes, Trichosporonales, Trichosporonaceae. The transcript has 4 exons. Bases 293 to 745 code for a protein of 150 amino acids.